This is a messenger RNA of Knipowitschia caucasica, 468 nucleotides long. The record is from the annotation of a GenBank genome assembly. Lineage: Eukaryota; Metazoa; Chordata; Actinopteri; Gobiiformes; Gobiidae.
AUGAACCGCUUCCCCACCGGCACCGUCGCUGUUAUUACCCUGCCUGAAGGAAAGGGACCAGGCGAGCGCUCAAACACUAACUGCGUCUUUCGGAGGGGAACCUUUCUCCCCCGCAUCACAGCACAGAUUGUGCGCAUGUGGAAGAUGGAGGCCACGCCAUGCUGCAGCAGCAGAGCAGAAGCUAGCACCAGUGUGGACCACUCGUCCUGCACCAGCACCAGUGUGGACCACUCGUCCUGCACCAGCACCAGUGUGGACCACUCGUCCUGCACCAGCACCAGUGUGGCCCACUCGUCCUGCACCAGCACCAGUGUGGCCCACUCGUCCUGCACCAGCACCAGUGUGGCCCACUCGUCCUGCACCAGCACCAGUGUGGCCCACUCGUCCUGCACCAGCCCCAGUGUGGCCCACUCGUCCUGCACCAGCCCCAGUGUGGCCCACACGUCCUGCACCAGUGUGGAGCAGUGA